UACAAAGUGUGGGGGAGUUGUGUGGCUGCCUUCACACUCUCCAUUCCGAUGACCUACGGUGCCACCGCGUCGGACUGCUUGUUGGGGAAACACCAAGCUCCGCCAACCUCCCGCACGUUGAUGCAAAAAUAUGGGCUAGUCGCGUUGAACGUGGCCAUGAUGGGGUGUGUCCUGAUCGUGACGCUGACGAUGCAUGCCUCGAUGCAGCGUUAUGAUGCCUUGAGCGACAAGCUCGACAAUUACUUGGCGAAUCAAGCGACGAGUUUUCAAGCUCAUGACCGACAACCCGUUCUCCUCCUUCCACCCAAGUUCGCCGUCAGCCACGUCACCCCGCGCAAGGAUCAAUCGAUGCGUGGAACGUGCUGGGACUUUGCCACAAUCGGAGUGCUGGAGCAGUCCUACCGCGCUGAAGCCAUUCGCAAGGGCUAUCUCUCGGAAAACCAAUACGUAUCGUUCUCGGAACAAGCGUAUGGUGUCGAAGUUAUGGAGAUGUGUGCAGGUCCAGACAACUCCCCCCAGCAAGUGGCGUGCCGCGUGGCUGGCGACUCGAUGUGGAAGAACUCGACAGAAGGCGGCGAAGUGGCCGAGCUGUACUACUUGCAAUACGGGCUCAAGGCAUCCGUCUUUCCUCACGCAAUUUGCCCGUAUUACAAAGAUAACAACGGCAGCGAUUCGAUAUGCCCUGGGUUGACCCGUCGUCACGCCGACAACCCGAUCUCGUUCACUGUCCAUUCGAUGGAGACGUGGUAUGAAGACUUGACGAUCAAGCACGAGUUGUUUCGCCAGAAAAAAGCCAUGGCGUUGUCCACGCCGGUCACAUACGUCACCCACUACUACCCGUGUCUGUCGCGCUUCAGCCACGACUCGGACCCGCACUGCUCAGAGGAUCAAUGCACGUUGUGCCCGCCGGACAUGGCCGCAACGACGUGUUGCAUUCCGUUGAAAGGCGGACGUAGUCGCAACAUGGAAGGGGAAUUCUUCCACCACCGCGGAAUGACCAUCGAAGGCGGCCAUGCAAUGCUGCUCGUGGGCUACAACGAUGCGUUCCUUACCCGCGACGGAUUCACCGGCGGUUUGAUUGUCAAGAACUCUUGGUUGGACGGCCCGACGCAGGGCAGUCACUCGUUGGCGUACUGGAUGCAAGAGCUGUCCGACUGGGAAGAACGCGUGGUGUGUCCAAAUUCGUACAAUCCGUUCAACUGGUACCAGUGCGGCAACAACGCGGCCCCGGUCGUGACGCCGCACAACGGAACGGCGCCGUCGACUGCGCAUUUCAACCGCACAAAAGCAUUUGACGAAGGGGUUGGCGCGUGUCUGUCGGCGGAAUCGCGCAUCUACGCCAACGUGAACGUGCAGCCACUGCAUUUGGAAUGCAUCGACGCGACAGCGUGUUCGCGCGAGCCCAACACGACGUACUUUGUUCGAAACACGACCGACUGGGGCGACCGCAUGACCGUCAUGUGCGUGUGGGAAUACAACCCCCGGCUCGAGUCGUCGCGGGACUUUUGCCUCAAGCCAAUGCUUGAAGUCGACAUUGCACGCACGCUGCGUCCCGUGGCUCACGAAGUUCGACCCAACGACCCCGACCGAUGCGGGUUCUACUUUAUGCCGUACGCCACCAUUCGGCAGUACAUUGCGCAAUUCCAGGGGUUCUACGUGAACAGCUUCGACAUCGAGUGGGCGACGCAGUCGUUUGGUGCAAACCGACACAAGUACCCCCACCUCAACUACACACUCUUGGACCUGUCCACGCACCACCAAAACCACAACAAGUUCGACGGCCCGUUCCCCCAUGCGCGUGUGGUGGCGCCGAAAGAAUUCCAGGCGCGUCAUCCGUAGACAAGACGACGCCGCCCCGUGUGUCCCGAACGCAGCCACGAACGAGUGUGAAGACGAAACACGAUAGAUUAAGGGGAUGUUGUGGCCGA
Messenger RNA from Aphanomyces invadans, 1928 nucleotides. RefSeq lists its product as hypothetical. Gene Ontology annotation, biological process: proteolysis. The record is from RefSeq and is a predicted model, not a curated record. NCBI's taxonomy places the organism in Eukaryota, Oomycota, Saprolegniomycetes, Saprolegniales, Verrucalvaceae. The coding region runs from base 49 to 1839 and encodes 596 amino acids. Gene Ontology annotation, molecular function: cysteine-type peptidase activity. The transcript is spliced from 8 exons.